AUGUCCCAAAACACAGGGCCUGAUAGGACGCCUCCCCGAAGCUUGCUGCAGAUGGGCUUCGACUUGUUCAAAAGCCAGAUCCAGCCCAUCAUUGGCAACGCGUCUUUGCGCGACUUCAGGCACCUCUAUUCCAAGUACUUCAACCGGCCCGACUACAUCAAGCUUGCGUCGAACGAGUACUUCAACGGCAUCGAGUACGACGCGUCUCAAGACGCGUCUCUCACACCUACGCCCGAGAAAUCAAACGAACAGCAUGCCAGGGAACUUGUGGACAGGAUGCGCUCGCUACACGAGGCAGACAAGCGCGAACAAGACGCUCGUAUAUGGAAACGGUACAUCGGAACGCUAGAUGUGGAAGCCUGGGCCACACGCCCGUACAUGAGGCCACUUUCCUACCAGCAGCCGCUCGAGGUCCGCAGAUUGAAACCAAACAAAAUCAAGAAACUGCUGAUUGUCGCGGCCAAGUUCGGGGACUCUGCCGUCAUCCGCUUGUACACGCAGCCUGAUGCCCGGGAGAUCGGACGGCUCCCGGAGGACGUCACGCGCAUUUUGUCGCCGCUCAUGGACCUCAAUCUCGCCAACUUCGAGGCGUUUGUGAUCAUGGAAACGAGAGGCCGGCUUUCGAUCGGCGACUCGUUCUACGUCCAGAUCCGGUGUUAUCUCAACAACAACACGUUUGCAGAACACGCACGGUACGACGGCUUGGCCGCCAGCGGCGAUUGCCCGAGCCCCCUGAAAAAACGCAGAACCGCCACGCCAGGCUCGUUCAACGCCUUGCUGGAAACGGAGGGAGAGACCGUGUUGCGGCUCAAGCAGAAGUCCAUCUCGCGAUUGUUUGAAAAGCUCCAUCUCACACACGCAAAUCUGCUGAAUGUGGAAGCCGCCUCUGCAGAGGAGCCCGACGGCAGCCAGACCAGCACGCCGAACCCGGAGCCCCAGGCCUCAGACGACCUAAACUUGGACCAGCUCAAGGAGUUCUAUCUGUCGAACCAGCAAUCGGACUAUCUCGAAAACCUUCCCGAAACCACCACCCCGCCGCCCGCCAACUUUGCCUUGCUGUUGAGGCCGUACCAGAAGCACGGGUUGGCAUGGAUGCUCUCGCGGGAAAAAGAAAUGGAUCUCAUCCAGGAGCUCUCCCGGACAGACACGGAAACGCUCUCCACGCAGAAAAUGCAGACGAUCCGCCAGCAGGACGAUGGCGUGAUGAACCCGCUUUGGAACGAGUUCCUCUGGCCCCAGGACCACCAGCUCGACGGGGCCAUUGUCCAGCACCAAGAGAAAUGUUUCUAUGCUAAUUUGUACAACGGCGAGUUUUCCACGCACAAGCCGGUGGUGCACAACUUUCUCAAAGGCGGCAUUUUGGCAGACGAGAUGGGGCUCGGCAAGACGAUCCUGACGUUGGCAUUGAUCCACUCGGUGCCCUACGAUUCCGAGCGUGCACCCGUGGGGCUCAGGCACUACGCGUCGAAAUCCACGCUCAUCAUCGUGCCCAUGUCGCUUCUCUCGCAGUGGAAAGCCGAGUUUGAAAGAACGAACAGCAACUCGAACCACAGGUGCUUCGUAUACUACGGCGAUCUGGUCCAGGCAGAUCUUUCGUUCAUGCUCUGCAACCGGUCCGAAAAUAUCCCCAUAGUCGUCAUCACUACGUACGGCACGGUGCAGAACGAAUGGGCCCGGCUCAACAAGCUCCGCGACAGCACAGGCCGGCUCCCGAACAUCGGGCUCUUUUCCGUGGAGUUCUUCCGCAUCGUGCUCGACGAGGGCCACACAAUAAGGAACAGAACCACGAAGACUGCGAAGUCUGUGCAUGAGUUGGAGCUGCGCCGGAAGUGGAUUCUCACCGGAACGCCGGUGGUGAACCGGCUCGACGACAUCUUCUCGCUCGUCAAGUUCUUGCGGCUCGAUCCGUGGAGCAACUUCUCAUACUGGAAGACCUUUGUGACCUUGCCCUUCGAGCAGAAGAAGUUCAACCAAACUUUGGACGUGGUGAAGUCCAUUCUCCAGCCAAUCUUCUUGCGCCGCACGAAAAACAUGAAGCAGAAGGACGGCACGCCGUUGGUGUACUUGCCGGAAAAAGAGGUGGUGAUUGAGGAGCUCGAGUUUUCCGAGAAGGAGCAGUUGUUCUACGACUUCUUCAAGUCCAAGGCAUACCAGUCGUUCACGGAGGGCAUGAAGACAGGCGACUUGCUCAAGAAGUAUACGCAGAUCCUCACGCACAUUCUCCGUCUCCGGCAAGUGUGUUGCCACCCGGACUUGAUUGCUUCGAGCAGCGAGCUUGACGAGACGUGGGAAGAAGAACUUGCAGGCUACGAACAGCCGAUUGCCCGGGAGAAGUUCGCGCUGGAGACAGCCAUGAAACAGGUCAUGUACGGCUUGUACAAGACCGUGCAGAUCGAGGACUCCGAGUGCUCCAUCUGCACGCUGGCGCCAAUUGCCGUGGGCGAGCUCACGGUGACCGAGUGUGGGCACCAGUACUGCUUCCACUGCUUGAUGGACCACAUCAAGUACCAGAAGAACGAGGGCAUGGAGCCCUUGUGUCCGCAGUGCAGACACGCGAUCUCGAAGUACCGGUUGUUCAAGGUCCUUAGGAGAGACGUGUCGAAGAAGGAGGUCAGG
Metschnikowia bicuspidata var. bicuspidata NRRL YB-4993 is the source of this 2616-nucleotide messenger RNA. RefSeq lists its product as uncharacterized. The record is from RefSeq and is a predicted model, not a curated record. Gene Ontology annotation, molecular function: zinc ion binding; ATP binding; hydrolase activity, acting on acid anhydrides, in phosphorus-containing anhydrides. The annotation marks the transcript as partial. The transcript is spliced from 2 exons. NCBI's taxonomy places the organism in Eukaryota, Fungi, Ascomycota, Pichiomycetes, Serinales, Metschnikowiaceae.